Messenger RNA from Rhizoctonia solani, 582 nucleotides. Its product is annotated as mitotic spindle-associated MMXD complex subunit MIP18. The record is from RefSeq and is a predicted model, not a curated record. The transcript is spliced from 4 exons. Bases 1 to 582 code for a protein of 193 amino acids. Gene Ontology annotation, biological process: iron-sulfur cluster assembly. NCBI's taxonomy places the organism in Eukaryota, Fungi, Basidiomycota, Agaricomycetes, Cantharellales, Ceratobasidiaceae.
AUGUCAGAGAAGAUCAAUUCUAAUCCUACUGUCUUUGCACCGACAAAAACCACCACGAGGAAGACAUCGAAGACGUCCAGAUACCUAUGGAGUGAUGAGGGUGAAUUCCAAGGCACUCUUUCAUUGACAGGAGGCUAUCCUCUAAAUUCGGACAAGGUCGACGGUGUGGAUAUAGCUGAAGAAGAGGAAGAGCCCAUUGACUCGGAGGAGAUUUUCGAUUUACUGAGGUCGAUUAACGACCCUGAGCACCCAUUGACACUGGAGCAAUUGAAGGUUGUAUCGGCCGAACAAAUCACAGUAUCCCCCAAUCACGUUAUGGUUAGAUUCACCCCGACCAUUCCUCAUUGCAGCAUGGCCACUCUCAUAGGGUUAUCUAUGAGGGUUCGUCUGCUACGGAGUUUACCAUCGCGGUACAAGGUUGAUAUUAUGAUCCAAGAGGGAACGCAUCAAAGCGAAAACGCAGUCAACAAGCAACUCAAUGACAAGGAACGUGUUGCAGCUGCACUCGAAAAUUCACACCUCCUUGGCGUAGUUGAACAGUGCUUGUCAACAGCGCACCAGAGAGGAGUAUAUGAACAAUGA